Olea europaea var. sylvestris is the source of this 2476-nucleotide messenger RNA. RefSeq names its product phosphatidylinositol/phosphatidylcholine transfer protein SFH12-like. The transcript has 13 exons. The record is from RefSeq and is a predicted model, not a curated record. The coding region runs from base 398 to 2119 and encodes 573 amino acids. NCBI's taxonomy places the organism in Eukaryota, Viridiplantae, Streptophyta, Magnoliopsida, Lamiales, Oleaceae.
UCGAAAUCAGAAAUUGCUAGAUUCUGGUGUAGAUUCAGUCAUAAGCGGAGAAAAAAUUUCGCGCGCACACUGAAAAAUGGUGGAAAAAACAAUGGUGAAGCAAGAGAGAAUCCCUCCUAUAAUCGCGCACAGAAUUUUCCUCUAUCUUCCUGGAAAUGGUGGUUUUGAAAGAGGGAAUGGGCGUAAACGGCUAUUUGGUAGCCAUUGGUUCUGUUGUAUGGAUCCGCAAUUUGUGAGGAAAUUUCGACUGUGUUUUAAAUAGCUCAUUUUCGUGCUCUCUCAGACCCUGCAUUUUUGUCACUGGUGUAGGCUUUUGUCAAGUUUGUGAUUUCUGGGAUUGUCUUCAGAUUGCAGUCUUGCUAGAUCAAACUUGCGAACUGCAAUCACGAGUGACAAUAUGUCAGGGUCUCUCGAGUGCUCUGCCAUGCCAAGUCACAACAUUGGAAACUCUGAGGAUGAGAAGAAGACAAGGCUUGGGUCUUUCAAGAAGAAGGCAAUUGAUGCCUCUUCAAAGUUCAAACAAUCUUUGACCAGGAGGAGGAGAAGCAGCAAAGUUAUGUCCGUUGUGUUUGAGGAUGAACAUGACCCGGAGGAAUUAAAGUCUCUGCAUGCCUUGCGUCAAGAACUUAUUCUGGAAGAAUUAUUGCCUGGAAAACAGGAUGACUAUCAUAUGAUGCUAAGGUUUUUGAAGGCAAGGAAAUUUGAUAUUGAGAAAACAAAGCAAAUGUGGUCUGAUAUGAUUCAGUGGAGGAAAGAUUUUGGUUCUGACACAAUUAUGGAGGAAUUUGAUUUCAAGGAGAGAGAGGAAGUCCUUAUAUACUAUCCACAAGGGCAUCAUGGAGUUGACAAGGAAGGGAGACCUAUUUACAUCGAAAGACUUGGUCUGGUAGAUGCAACCAAGAUUUUGCAAGCCACAACAAUGGACCGCUACGUUCAGUACCACGUCCAGGAGUUCGAAAGGACGUUUAUUGAUAAGUUUCCAGCCUGCUCCAUCGCAGCCAAAAAGUACAUUGACCAGAGCACAACCAUUUUUGAUGUUCAAGGAGUGGGACUGAAAAGUUUUAAUAAAGCUGCUAGGGAACUUAUUCAGCGCCUUCAAAAGGUUGAUGGUGAUAACUAUCCCGAGACCUUAUGCCGCAUGUACAUUGUUAAUGCGGGGUCUGGAUUUAGGCUUUUAUGGAACACUGUCAAGUCAUUUCUUGACCCAAACACCACUGCUAAGAUCCAUGUUUUGGGUAACAAAUUUCAGAGCAAACUGCUUGAGAUUAUUGAUGCUAGUGAGCUACCAGAGUUCCUGGGAGGUAAAUGCACCUGUUCAGAUAAAGGUGGAUGCAUGCGUUCUGAUAAGGGUCCUUGGAAUGAUCCAGAGAUUAUGAAGAUGGUACGUAAUGGUGCUCACAAAUGUGGGAAUAAAACUGUCUCUGUGGAGGAGAAAAUGAUUUCAGAGGAUGAGAAUGUGAAUAAAAAUUCUUUCAAGCUGAGAACAGACUCUCUCCGUGUCUCAAGGGAAAACAUAGCAUGUCCUCGGCUCUCAUCUGUUCAUGAAGAAGUAACCAAAAACUCUCUUAGUCCACAUGAGCCUAGUGCUGCAAUUUUCAAUAAGGCCAUCAAUGCAACAUGGCCCCAAGCAGUGAAAAUAGAUAACUCUUCUCUUUCUAAAGACUAUUUUUCAAUGCACGGUGAUACUUAUAGGCCAUCUGAAGGACAAAGCAAUCAGCUCUUUACUGGAGUAAUGACCUUCAUGAUGGGCAUAGUUACAAUGGUUCGCAUGACAAAUAACAUGCCAAGGAAGCUUACGGAUGCUACCCUCUAUUCUAGUUCGAUGCAUGAUGCUGAUUCGACUAAGACAAAUCCUGCUAUUUCCCAUGCUGAUUUCUUGAGCAUGAUUAAACGCGUGAAUGCACUAGAGGAGCAGGCAAGUUUUCUCAGCAAGAAACAAAUGUCGGCUAUGCCACCUGAGAAGGAGGAAAUGCUGAAUGUUGCCUUGCAUCGUGCUGAUAGACUGGAGCAAGAGCUUGCAGAAAUGAGAAAGGUUCUUGAGGACACCCUUGUCCGACAAGACGAAUUCAUGGCCUACAUUGAGAAGAAGAAGAAUAAGAAGAAGUUCUUUGCUUUUUAAGUCAAGAAACCAAACUACUUGUCAGAUUAUUUUCUUUUGAUUCUUUUCGAGAUGGCAAUUUUUCAGCUCCAAUUGUAAAACUUUUGUAAUUACAUGCUUUGCUAACUUGAGAAAUAUCUGUUCUGUUUCAUUCAAGUUUGGGCUACCGUUAGAGGCCAAGCCCGGCUCAACAGAUUUAUAGGUAGGCAAAUUAGGCCCAAUACCCUAAUGUUUAAUGGGGAAAAAAAAUCACAUUUCAAGUGUUAUACUUACCUCAAUUCAAAAACCAAGUAAAUAGUUUGAAAUUUUAAAAAUCAGAUAUGUAUUUAAUUUAUUAAAAAUAUUUAUUAAAUAAUGAUAAUAAAGUCACAAUUAGAU